Gekko japonicus is the source of this 751-nucleotide messenger RNA. RefSeq names its product POP5 homolog, ribonuclease P/MRP subunit (gene POP5). The transcript is spliced from 5 exons. Gene Ontology annotation, biological process: tRNA 5'-leader removal. The coding region runs from base 33 to 545 and encodes 170 amino acids. Gene Ontology annotation, molecular function: ribonuclease P RNA binding. The record is from RefSeq and is a predicted model, not a curated record. Gene Ontology annotation, cellular component: ribonuclease P complex. Lineage: Eukaryota; Metazoa; Chordata; Lepidosauria; Squamata; Gekkonidae.
AGUUCCAUGGAAACGGUUUCAUAAUCAUAGAGAUGGUGAGGUUUAAGAAUAGGUACUUCCUCUGUGAGAUUAUUUCUGAAGACUUGCACUUUCAGCAAAGCAUUGAUGAAUGGGCUGUGCACAAUACAGUGAAAAAUGUCGUUGCAAGGAUGCAUGGAGACUUUGGGCUGGCUUGCUGCUCCAUUGCUUUUUCAGUGAAGUAUCUCAACGCCUACACAGGAAUAGUUCUUUUGCGCUGCCGGAAAGAUUUUCAUCGGCUUCUCUGGUCAUCUCUGCCUUUUAUAACUCACUUGGAAAGCAGGAACGAACGUUAUCGAUGUUCCUUUAACACGCUGCAUGUUGGAGCUACAAUGAGAACAUGUCAGAAAUUCCUAAUUCACCACAACAGGAACCAGCUACUGGUGUUGCUGCGCAACUGCACCAGUGAAGCAGAUAGACAAGCUAUCCAGAAGUCAGUGCAGAGCUGCAAGUUUGUGGGAGAGGAGCAGUAUAAUAGUGAGGAUGAAGAAAGUAAGGAUGAAGAAAGUGAUGACAGCAUGAAAUGACUUUUGGGUUCCUUUUUGAGCAAGUACCUAUGCUAAAGAAACCAUUUACCCUAUAACUCCUUUUUGGAAAUAAAUAAAUAAUUUAUGGGAAAAAUGCAACCAAGUUUAUAGCAUACAGAGGGGUAAAUACCUUAAAAUAAACCACAUCCUUUUAAGCUUAUGCUGUAGGAGAUGGGAUGUAUGUCCCAUUCUGCCUUUUUCAUGGA